AUGAAGCAUUGCAACACAUGGCAAUAUGGCAAGCUGUUUUGGUUCCGAGCUUUGCUGAGGUGUGCAAGCCCUUGGUUGGACGAAGGUGUGCCGGAGGUGGGCCAGCGUGUGGUCUAUUGCAGCGACUAUGGUUUGGCUGGUGUCGUGAAAUUUGUGGGGGCCACAGAAUUUUCCGACGGCCACGAUUGGGUCGGCAUCAUGCUGGACAAACCACGUGGCAAAAAUGACGGCAGAGUCAAGGACAAGCAAUACUUUACAUGUCCGCCGAAUCACGGGCUGUUUAUGCGGGCGAAGGUGCUUCUGCCAGAAGAAGCGGUCCCGGACCGCGCGGAACAAUCGCAGGA
Molecule: messenger RNA, 344 nt
Organism: Symbiodinium pilosum
Lineage: Eukaryota; Dinophyceae; Suessiales; Symbiodiniaceae
Source: the annotation of a GenBank genome assembly